UGCCACGUAGAGUCAUCUCCUGCUUCGAGAUAGUACUCCAUUUUCACCCUCUCGAAGUCGAAUAUACUCCGUCCGUAUUUUCGUGUUUGGAAAGGCGCCAUUCGAGUCCAUCGUCUCUCCCAUUCAAAACCUCAGAUAAACCUUCCAAGUAUCAAUCAGUUCAUUCCAUUUCCUUGACUUCUACUUGCGCUCAGAUGUUUUCGCGCUCCUAUCCUACGGCCACUCAGACGAAGGCCGCCGACUUGGCCACUCUCAUUCUCGGCGCUUCUUCUCCGUCGCAGAUCGUGGCCGCCUGUGCGGAGGUAGACUCUUUUCUCCAUUUGUACACCGCAGACCAGACCCGCUGCUUCUUCUCCAUCACUUUCCCAACCCUAAUUUGUAAAGUGUUCGGUUUCGACGACACGCCGCCGGUAGAUCACAAGUCUCUUUCGCCAUCUGGAUGGAUCGAUGUUGCCUCUCUAUCUAACGAUUCCGAGCUUGCAGGCAGGAUUUUCAGAUUACUAUCUCCAAAUAGUGUAUUGCUAUCAUCAAUUGUGAAUGCUGAUGCUUUAUCUCUGGUUAAAUAUGUUUUUCCUGUUGAGCGGUUGCCAGAAUGGGCUCGGUAUCUUCUACAGAAUGAGAGAGAUGUUCAGCUUUUGGCUGACCUGUGUCCAUUGUUCAGGAAUAGGUUGAAGGAGGAUUCAGCAAAGGGUUGUUUUCAGGUUCAGUUGAAUAUUUUCGAGUAUUUUAUGUUCUGGUUUGCAUAUUACCCUGUUUGCAGGGGUAACAGUGAGGGACCACAGACUGUUAGAAUUAAGAGAAGCAAAAGAUUUAGGCUGGAAAAUUGGGCUUAUUCAAUUCCAGGUUUGUCGAGCACAAAGCGCACAACCGAGAAGAAAAUUGAAGGAAAUCUCUAUAUGCGUGUAUUGUAUGCAUAUCUUCAUGUGUAUGUACCUAUGCAUGAUUUGAAUACCCACCAACCUUAUCGCAGCUCACUUCUCCAUUACUCCACAGCAUAUGAUGAGGGCAUUGUUGAACGGGCAAAUUUUUUGGUGAAUUCAGUGAUACACUUCUGGUUAGUGGACAAUGAUUUCUCGCCACUGCCUGUGAGUUUGUGCAAAUCGUUUGGUGUGGUGCUCCCUUUUCGUUCAUUUUCGGGUGAGACUCCUCCAACUUCUGGGUUAGGUGAGGUGGUGAGCGUGUUUGUCAAGUAUCUAAAUCUGAACUCUCUCCCACUCACUGAUGGUGCUGAUCAGGCAGAAUGUGUUGAGAGUCCAACACAGAGACUACCCGCCUCACUUGGCACUGCCAAAUCAAGGGAUGCUUCUUUGGAGGUCCAAACUAUGAGUUCUUGGGGAACAUUGAUUCAGAGGCCUCUAUACAGAUUUAUAUUGAGGACCUUUUUGUUCUGCCCAGCGGAAUGUUCUGUAUCAAAUGCAUCUCAAGUGUUUACUCUUUGGGUUAAUUAUCUAGAACCCUGGGCGAACAGUUUGGAAGAGUUCACUGAGGUGGAUUCAUGUUUGGGCAUGCCCACUAAAAUUGUACAAAUGCAUGGAACCCAGUCAUUAUCACAUAGAUAUUCAUCUGCUUGGCGGGGUUUUGUUUUGGCUAACUACUUGUUCUACAGCUCUCUGGCGAUGCAUUUUAUUGGUUUUGCGCACAAGUUUCUUCACACAGAUCCAGAGCUGAUUGUUCAAAUGGUUUCAAAGGUGAUGAACAUAUUGACCUCCUCUGUGGAGCUCCUGGACCUAAUGAAAAAUGUGGACAUUGUUUUUCAUUUGAAACCUUAUGGACCGUCCAAAUCGAUGCUUAACACCUUACAUAGGUUUGUACCUGCAAUUCGUGAACAGUUACAGGACUGGGAGGAUGGCCUGUGUGAGAGUGAUGCUGAUGGUUCAUUUUUGCGUGAAAACUGGAACAAAGACUUGAAACUUUUCAGUGAUGCUGAAGAUGGUGGACUGGAGUUACUUCAGCUCUUUGUGUUGCGAGCAGAAUCCGAGUUACAAGUGCUGCGCGGUGACAAUGUUGCACAAAACAUAGAGUGCUUAAACACACUAAAAUCCCAGUUAGGACACUUGUGUGGUACUACUUCCAAAAAGUUCAGCAGCUCUGGGAUGACGACAAUGGCCAAGCCAACAUAUGACGAAAUUUUCAAGCCGAGAGGUUACACAAUCCAAACAGUGCCCAUAAAGCGUUCUGUCUCAGGUGAUGAAAUCGUAUGGCUUGCAAAGCUGCUCGUAUGGAUAUCAGGUUGGAUUAAUGAGAGUUUGGGGCUGAAUGUGGCUGACGGGUCCCACCAAAACCCUCGGUCUUCAUACGUUGUGUUGCCAAGUGAUACAGGGGAGAUGUAUGGACCUGUAGAAAUGAUUAAAUUGGUCUUUAGGGCUGUCUUAUCUUGGGUUGGUACUCUAUGUGGGUACGUUGGGAAGUUCUUGAGACCGCUUGGGUUGAAGGUGAACCUUAGGGUGCUGGCAUUGAAGAAGGUAGUGAUGCUGAUGUUCGGUAUUUUUGUAUUUUAUGUAUUGAGAAAGACUGUUGCUGGCUUUGCAGCUUCAAGGUGUGUGUAUAUACAAGAUUGAUGGCUGAGAAGACAUUAAUGAUAUGACUAGAUUUUGGCAAGAGUGCGCUAAUGAGCUGAUAGUUCUUUUAAGUAUCUUUUUCCCCCACAAAAAACCAUUUUCAAGUAGGUUUAAUGUGGCUUCGCCAAAAAAAGUUGGUUUUAAGAAACUGUUCCGAUCUGAAUUUUUCUUGAUCUGACCCAAUUUGAAUGUUUCUAAUCUAUUUUUUUAAAAUUUGAUUUGACC
Molecule: messenger RNA, 2783 nt
Organism: Cuscuta epithymum
Lineage: Eukaryota; Viridiplantae; Streptophyta; Magnoliopsida; Solanales; Convolvulaceae
Source: the annotation of a GenBank genome assembly